GGCACACGGUGAUGCAGCUUGUCAGGAUGCUCUCGAUGGUGCCUCUGUAGAAGGUGUGCAUGAUGGGAGGCGGGGCUCCUGCUCUUCUCAGUUUGCGGAGGAAGUACAGGCGCUGUUGGGCUUUUUCGGCCAGUGAUGCAGUGUUGUGGUUCCAGGACAGGUCUUCAGAGAUGUGCACACCCAGGAACUUGGUGCUGCUCACCCUCUCCACUGCAGCACCGUCGAUAGUGAGUGGAGCAUGCUGGGUGUGCACUCUCCUGAAGUCCACAACAAUCUCCUUCGUCUUCUCCACUGCACUUGUAAGCCUAUCAUUUUAAUAGUGAUUUAACUUCUAGAUUGGAUUCAAAAGGUAAAGUAACUGCAUAUACCGGUGCUUUUUAAACCUCAGGAACAGAAACAUGUGUACAGAAAGCCGAUAAGCAACUAGCUCCGAGGUGGCUGUCAGGUGAAGCGGUGCCAUUGUGGCGCACGGUAGGAGGUAGAGGGAGCAUCCAUUCCUAGCAUUACUAUUCAAAUUAAAUCAUAUUUGUAAAAAGAAUAAUAGGAAACGGUGCAGCAUUUACUCGAACACACGUGUAACAGAGGAAUUACUUGGGCUGAACAACGCUGAACAAAAGCAUCACUGCCCUGCUUUCUUCUCCAUCUUCCAUCAUUACGCGCGUGUCAUUCCAAACAGGAUCGCAGCCCAGCUGACGUUUGCGUGAGAGGAGGAGUCGCCCGAAGUCCUUCAGGAUCCAGCAUCACUUUGAGAAAUGCUCAAGCACGUCACAGUCUCCAACUCCCGAGGUAUCCGAAGACACUUUGUUCACUAUCAGCAUGUUCGUCAGAUCAGUCUGAACUGAUAAAGGGAGUUUAGUGAAUGGGUGGGUCGGGAGCACAAUGAGUGUGAAGUGAACUAUGAAUUGAGGGCGCAAUGUUUUGAUGGAGAAGAACGUUUUAAGGAUCUCAGUGCUGGGCAAGUUGCAUCCAUAGGAAAGAAGAGACUUUCGGCGGGGAGACGCACUCUUCAGACGGACAGACGCGCAAAUUCUACGACCUGCUGCGGUGCGUUCAUUUAGCUGCCGACAACUUUUUAUUUACUUAUGGAUGAAAUAUAUAGUAAAAUGUCGUUAAAGUGACAAAUUAAAGUGUUGUUAGGUGGACGGCUUGUGGAUAUUUGACAGUAUUUGGAUACCUUGAGGGGUUCAACAACAGAAUAACUUCUCGGACAAGUCGCUUGAUUUUUUUCCUCCCAAUUUUCCAUUAAGCUGUUAUUUGUAUUAAAAGGAUCAGCAAUCAUACAAAAGUCAGACAUGGAAAUGAGCAACAGGUCCCUGCACAACCCCUCCAUCCUCCACGUGGAUUUCGGCCCGCUAAAUGACUUUAUGGAGGAGAACGAAACCAACCUGACCACCGGAGAGCGAAACUCUCUGGGCUGCGUGCAGAUCCGCAUCCCCCAGGAGCUCUUCCUGGCGCUGGGGCUCAUCAGCCUGGUGGAGAACAUCCUGGUGGUUCUGGCUAUCUACAAGAACCGCAACCUGCACUCGCCCAUGUACUACUUUAUCUGCUGUCUGGCCGUGUCCGACAUGCUGGUCAGCGUCAGUAACGUGGUGGAGACCAUGUUUAUGCUUCUCAACGACCACGGCCUGAUGGACGUGCACCCUGGCAUGCUCCGCCACCUGGACAACGUCAUCGACGUGAUGAUCUGCAGCUCCGUGGUGUCCUCGCUCUCCUUUCUGUGCACCAUCGCCGCGGACCGCUACAUCACCAUCUUUUACGCGCUGCGUUAUCACAGCAUCAUGACCACGCAGCGCGCCGUCACCAUCAUCGUGGUGGUGUGGCUGACCAGCAUCACCUCCAGCAUCCUCUUCAUCGUGUACCACACCGACAACGCCGUCAUCGUGUGCCUCGUGACCUUCUUCUGCACCACCCUGGUGUUUAACGCCGUGCUGUACCUGCACAUGUUCCUCCUGGCGCACGUGCACUCCCGGCGCAUUAUGGCUUUCCACAAAAGCAGGCGCCAAUCCACGAGCAUGAAAGGGGCGAUUACCCUCACCAUCCUGCUCGGGGUCUUCAUUCUUUGCUGGGGGCCCUUCUUCCUCCACCUCAUCCUCAUCCUCACCUGCCCCACCAGCCCCUUCUGCAACUGUUUCUUCAGAAACUUUAACCUCUUCCUCAUCCUCAUCAUCUGUAACUCUCUCAUCGAUCCGCUCAUCUACGCCUACCGGAGCCAGGAGCUGCGUAAAACCCUGCAGGAGCUGGUCCUGUGUUCUUGGUGCUUCGGCGUGUGACAGUGUACAUUUAGGAUGAAAUCGAAAGCAUCAGGUUAUCAACAAUGUCGGCUACCUCUUCUUCGAGAAUCAACAUUGUGUCAGAGGCUGAAGUAGCCCAAGCCGUGGCUAAUGCAUGCUUGAACUGGCAGAUGAUGCCCUUUUUAUAGGCUUACAACAAAGACUGUCUCUGAUCAAGAUUUUGGUACAUCUCAUCGGCUUCGGUUUUACUUAGUGUUGCGUUACGCCACUCAGUGCACAGGUUCACGCACUGCCAAACAUCUGGACAUGUAAUCCAGUAAUGACUCUCAACUAACAAUCAUUAGAUUGGAACUCAUGGACGAAAGAGUCAGAAGGUCACUGGACUCAACUAACCAACCAACUUUGUUAAAACAAAUACAAAUAUUUAAAGUCUUUCCCUUUGUAAAUAAACUUGGGUUUUCUUGUAUAUAAAAGUGCCUUUGUUUGUCUAAAUAUGUGACCUGUCUUAACUCUAAAGUUACCUUUUAAGAAAUCAAGAAAAGAAACUGAAAAUCUGCACUGGAAAACUGUUAAAUUAUAUCUCUAUUUCAUUAAAUAAUGUUGGUGUAAUGUAGUGUGUUUGCAUGUAUGGCCUAUAUAACUUAGCUUAUGGACACACUGCCAAUGAGACAUUAUAAAGACUUGGUGAAUCUGCUCAUAAAUGACUAAAUGUCUCUGCAUUAGGCCAGAAGCUGAAUGUUUUUCUUAGGGAACUACAUUUAAUAGAACUCGACGAAGUUUGAUAAAACAAGCUUUAAAGACAUUGUGAUGUGUUAUAGCCUAGAGAAGUAGCCUUAUUACCACGUGAGGUCUGGUGUUUGAUGUUUGUCCUGUCCGGGCCCUUUCAUUCAUUUGAACGCCGUCUGUUUCCUACUGUUUCAAAAGAAUUGCCUCAUUUGCGCAUCGCAUCAUCCGAAAAAGAGAUGCAUAAAUUCUAAUGAGAAUAAUAUUUACUUAAGCUACUAUUUAUUAUGAAAUUAUGAAAUGUAUUGAAUUUAGCAAUAAAUUGGUCUGGAUAAGUUGAUGAAGCGUGGUAUUGAAAAAGAGCAGGAACGAGGCCAGAUGAAAGAAAAGCGUUAAAAUGAUACGAAGCGUCUUAAAACGCUUGUUGGAGUCUAUUUGGUGGCUUUGCGUGAGGAUUACUCCCCCAAAAUAAAUGUCCGGAUGACUGAAGGAAAAAAAGGAUGGGCUAAAUCACAUGAACGGCCUCGUUUGGUUGUAGGCCUGAUGCCUAGGGCAUAAGAGGGUUUAUGAAAGAAAGCAUAUCGAAGUUAACGCCUAUUUCUGGACGUUUGUGCGGUUCUCUGAAAUAUGCAAACGGGGUUUGAGGCUGAUUUCAGUCAUGUAGGUCUGAUGGCCUCAGGGGAUGUUUUUGUAAAAUAUAUAUUUUAUUUUAACAUCGCUAUUAGACCGAUGUUUUUUUUUGUCUUUGUAACUGGCGCAGAAGUGAAAGCCAGGGAAAUAUAUGGAACCACCAAAAGACCCCUUAAGAAAAUUAAGAAGCUAACAUGUUUAAUCUUUAUUUUACUUAUUCUUUUGAUAUCCUAUUCUUUAUUGAUCCUAAGGAUAUGAUGUAAAUAGGACCUACAUUUUGAACUCUAAGUGAAAGGCAGUUAUAUUACUGUAUUUGAGCCAUAAAGUGUAAAUUUGUUUCUCCCAUUACACAGUCCUGGGGCAUAGGUGCUUUGGCACAAUUGUUUCCAAACUGAGUGAAAAAGACUCACAGAUCCCCACACCAGGCUGUCUGAGAUAAAAACAAUUAAACUUUACUGGUUAAAUGAUGGAAAUGUGAUGUAAUGUGAAAUGUGCAUGUUAAUACUGAGAAUAAUGUAGAUUGUUGUACACUGUAGUACUUGAAUAAUGCUUGCCAGAGUAUUUGCUGCUGAAUAAUAUAUCAUUUACACAGUCCCCACUGUUAUCACUGAAUUCAGUCCUUGGUAAUUUUCAGUGUCAUUUUUCAAUUGAUUUAGAAUGAUCACUUACUUUACUUUUUCUUUUUUGUAGUUUUAGCAGUAUUUUUGUUUCAUAACUUUAUGUUUAACUUCUUUUUUGUGUGGGAGUUGUUACAGAAGAUUGUGAAUGUACAGAAUGGUUGUCUAAGGUAAUAGCACUGUGGCACUCAGUACUUGGUUAUAUCCAAUAAACUAAACCUGGCUCAACAAUUGUAAAUGCUCUGGGUAUAAAAAAUAACAAGUUGUACAGUUAUAGAAGGAAUGUGUGUAUGUAAUCCUUGAAAUUGUUUACACGUUAUUUAUUAGUCUCAAAGAAAAGAGGCCAAAACAAGAAGAGCUUGUGCUAAAUGAAUGACAGUUAUUAUUGAUCACCCCUGUGAUAUAUUUAUCUUUCCUCUUGUUAUAUAUGCUUAGUUAGCAGGUUAUUCUAGCUAUUUGGAGACCAAAUAUCCAAACCAAGGCUUCAUUCAUGUGUUUCUUAACAAGAUAAGAGUGUGCAAAUGGCUCUGCAGUUAGCACCAUUAUAUGAUUACAGGUAUUAAAGUCUCUAUUCAUGACACCUUUACAAGUAUCUCUGCAAUAUCUGCUGAUAAUCUGAUAAUAAGAAGACAGAUGACAUGUAAACUUAACUGCUCACCCUUUAACAUUUAAGAGCAACAUGAACACUUUAUUUCUGUCAUAUUUUUUUUUUCAGCAGACAGAAGGACCAUUGAUAUAAAACACCACAGAGACGUUUUUGAAAUGCUCUGUUUUUAAACUCAUGAUCAAGUUCUGUAACUGUGCUGUAAAUAACAUCAUUGAAAGGAAGGGGAUUUCCAACUGGAACAAAUAUAAAUCCUCAUCCUGUCCUCAAGGAAGAAAUUAAAAAUCUUAAUUGUUUUAAAUCAUUCCAUAAAUUACUGGGUUUAUUAUAGUUCGCCCACAUCUGCAUCAUUGGGAAAAUAAAUAAAUAAAAUGUCAACUCACAGUUGAGAAAGAGCAAGAGUGAGAAAAUGUGAACAUGUACAUUUUCAAUAUAUUUUAAAAAAAUGUUCUUAACUUCUUUUGAUUUUUUUAACUUUACUUUUACUUUAAAUUUGUGUACCGAUGGUUUAAAACAAACAUACCAUUGUUUGGUUUAUUACCAUAAUCCUAUAUUUUGAACUUUUUGGUAUAGUGCUUGUUGUUUUAUAAGAUUAUGAGGUAAAUAAAAAAUGAAUAAAAAACCCUUCAUAAUGAUAUAUAGUGAUAAUUGGUGAUCUUUCUAAUCUGCCACUCUGACCAGCAUGUAUUUAAGAAAGCCUUUUAAAAAGCAUUUUUAAAGGGGAUAAUAAUAUAGGACAUAAAAUUAUAAGUGCAUUGUUUGUUAUUAAUAUUAAUAUAUGUAUAAUAUGUUUGAAUGCAUUAUGAUUUAAAUUAAAGAUGCAGUCCAUGUUCUUGAGAUCUGUGCUGACUUUGUUUGAAGACCAAACCUGACCUCAAUAUUGUAAAUCAAUAAAUUAAUGAAAUAAACAAAUGAAUUUGAA
Molecule: messenger RNA, 5727 nt
Organism: Dicentrarchus labrax (European seabass)
Lineage: Eukaryota; Metazoa; Chordata; Actinopteri; Moronidae
Gene: mc1r
Product: melanocortin 1 receptor
Exons: 1
Coding region: 1293-2270 (325 amino acids)
Biological process (GO): G protein-coupled receptor signaling pathway
Cellular component (GO): membrane
Molecular function (GO): melanocyte-stimulating hormone receptor activity
Source: RefSeq, a predicted model, not a curated record